AUGGGCGCCGAGAUCAAAAACCGUCACGUCCCCGUGCACGUGAAAAUGCUGGCUGGCAUGGCCGGUGGCGUCGCAGAAGCUUGUAUCUUGCAGCCAUUGGACGUGACCAAGACGCGGCUGCAGCUCGACCGUCUCGGGCGGUACAAGGGCAUGGUACACUGUGGCCAGACGAUCUACAAGACGGAAGGCGGGCUCGCUUUGUACAAGGGACUGUCUCCUUUUGUCACGAACAUGGUGCUCAAGUACGCGCUGCGGUUUGGCUCCUUUGCGUGGUUCAAAGAGCAGCUGGCAGGCGGGAAGGACAAACCCAUGACGCCGACAAUGAACUUUACCGCGGGGUUACUGGCUGGUUGCAUUGAAUCGGUCGUGAUUGUCACGCCGUUUGAGGUGAUCAAGACCCGCAUGCAAAAGGAAGUGGGCGUCGGCCGCUUUAGUGGACCCAUUGACUGUACGCGGCACCUUGUCCGGAACGAAGGCCUUGGAGCUCUGUGGAAGGGCAAUACGCCGACUAUGGCUCGUCAAGGCAGCAAUCAGGCGUUUAACUUUAUGGCUUUUGCCUGGCUGAACCACCACGUGUGGGACAAACAGGACGGAGAUGGCAAGACGUUGCCGACAUAUGCCACGUUUAUUAACGGCCUUAUUGCAGGCUCGCUCGGGCCGAUGAUGAACACGCCUAUGGACGUGCUCAAGACGCGGCUGAUGGCGCAAGAGACGGUCGCAGGUCAAGAGCUGAAGUACAAGGGCUUUUUUGACGCGUUGAAGGUCAUUUCGAGGGAAGAAGGCGUAGCAGCGCUUUGGAAGGGACUGCUCCCGCGUCUGACGAAGAUGGCACCGGGUCAAGCCAUUACGUGGUCGGUCGUCAUGCGCGUGACGUCUACGUUUGAGAAUCGAGAGCUGGAGAUGGCCGAGAACAAGAUGAACAUGUAG
Messenger RNA from Peronospora matthiolae, 927 nucleotides. The record is from the annotation of a GenBank genome assembly. NCBI's taxonomy places the organism in Eukaryota, Oomycota, Peronosporomycetes, Peronosporales, Peronosporaceae.